Trichosporon asahii var. asahii CBS 2479 is the source of this 630-nucleotide messenger RNA. RefSeq lists its product as uncharacterized. The transcript has a single exon. Bases 1 to 630 code for a protein of 209 amino acids. NCBI's taxonomy places the organism in Eukaryota, Fungi, Basidiomycota, Tremellomycetes, Trichosporonales, Trichosporonaceae. The record is from RefSeq and is a predicted model, not a curated record.
AUGCCCAGAUCAUCAGAGCCAGAGCCCACACGGCACUCUCUACCAUUGCGCGCGCUCACUCCCUCCUCGCCAUCCUCUCUGCGAUCACCCAAAGCUUUAUACAUACAUCACUCUCACCCUAUUCCCUAUCUCUCCAGCGACUCCGACUUCCUCACGCUUUACCUCUACCAGCAACUCGGCGCUAGACAUUCAGAGCCAAUCCGUUCAAGCCCUCGAUCCCCCUCAUCCCAUAUCUCCGCUCCCUUCCUCCUCCUCCCCUGCUCCUCUCCUCUCCUUCCUCAGUCACCCUCAGCACCCGAGCUUCAGUCUCUUAGCUCUCGACGCCAGAACCAGAAAUCCAGGACUAGGACUAGGACCAGGACCAAGACGCGCGCGCUCUCAAUCAACGCUCCUCCUCUGCUCUCACUCCUCGGUGCUCGACCUCACGCUGUUGACAUAGACUACAAGUACCCAGGAACUCGUCCACCUCCCACUCAUCUUCCCCCCUCAACUUCCAACCUUUACGCAACGUCAACAACCUUCUCUCGACAUCACUGCACACCAUCGCUCGCAAGCUCGUCGACGUCAACGGUAUCUGAAUGCACACCAGCGCAUUCUAGUACUCCACAAACCCCUGCUCAUCUUACGUAG